Messenger RNA from Oncorhynchus masou masou (cherry salmon), 10598 nucleotides. RefSeq names its product cell adhesion molecule DSCAML1-like. The record is from RefSeq and is a predicted model, not a curated record. Gene Ontology annotation, cellular component: axon; plasma membrane. The transcript has 34 exons. The coding region runs from base 162 to 6392 and encodes 2076 amino acids. NCBI's taxonomy places the organism in Eukaryota, Metazoa, Chordata, Actinopteri, Salmoniformes, Salmonidae. Gene Ontology annotation, biological process: homophilic cell-cell adhesion; dendrite self-avoidance; axon guidance. Gene Ontology annotation, molecular function: cell-cell adhesion mediator activity.
GUGGCCGUUCCACGGCGCUGGCGAGUCUGGGACUAGGGCUGGAGAGAUCGCCGGUGAGCAUCGUCACCACUCCAGCACCGAGCCUCGUCUGGCCGAACACUGCGCCGUGCACUCGUCGGGAUUGCACAACAUUCCUGAGAAAUAUACCUGCUAUUUAUGGCAUGUGGCUGGUAACUUUAUUCCUGCUGUACUCUUUCCAAGAAGUGAACAGUGAGGAUGUGGUCUCGACGCGGCUGUACUUUGUAAACGCCUCCCUGCAGCGGGUGACCUUCUCCAGCUCGGUCGGGGUGUCCCUGCCCUGCCCUGCGGGCGGCGCACCCCAUGCCGUCCUGCGCUGGUACCUGGCCACCGGCGACGACAUCUACGAUGUGCCCCACAUCCGCCACGUGCACGCCAACGGCACCCUCCAGCUCUACCCUUUCUCGCCCUCCGCCUUCAACAGCUACAUCCAUGACAACGACUACUUCUGCACCGCAGAGAACCAGGCCGGCAAGAUCCGCAGCCCCAACAUCCGCAUCAAAGCAGUGUUCAGGGAGCCCUAUACGGUUCGGGUGGCAGACCAGCGGUCCAUGCGGGGCAACGUGGCCGUGUUCAAGUGCCUCAUCCCCUCGGCCGUGCAGGAGUACGUCAGCGUGGUGUCCUGGGAGAAAGACACUGUCUCCAUGGUGCCAGGGAACCGUUUUUUCCUGACGUCGUUCGGGGCCCUGUACAUAUCAGAGGUCCAGAAGGAAGAUGCCCUGUCCACCUACCGCUGCAUCACCAAGCACAAAUACAGUGGAGAGACUCGCCAGAGCAAUGGAGCCAGGCUGUCUGUUAUGGACCCUACGGAGUCCACCCCCUCAGUGUUGGACAGUUUCCAGUCCGGAGAGGUCCAGGUGGGGCAUAAUGUGGAGCUGCCCUGCAUCGCCUCGGGCUACCCCAACCCCACCAUCCGCUGGCUGAAGGACGGGCGCCCGCUGCCCGCCGACUCCCGCUGGACGCGCCGUCUCACGGGCCUGACGGUCAGCGACCUGCGUCUGGGCGACAGCGGCAACUACAUCUGUGAGGUCACCAACAGCUUCGGCUCUAAAGAGGUGACCGGUCAUCUCAACGUCAUCGAGCCGUUGAGAGUGACUUUGUCUCCUAAGAACCUGAAGACGGGCAUCAGCAGCACGGUGAUUCUGUCGUGUUCCGUGCAGGGUUCUCCCCACUUCACCCUGUCCUGGUACCGCAACACAGAACCCGUCCUCCCCGACCAGCACUUCUCCAUCCAGGGGGCCCACAAUGAAACCCUGUUCAUCUCCGCUGCCCAGAAGAGACAUUCGGGAGCCUACCAGUGCUUCGCCACCCGCAAGGGCCAGACAGCACAGGACUUCUCCAUCAUACUGCUGGAGGAUGGUACGCCCCGUAUCGUGUCCUCCUUCAGUGAGCGAGUGGUGGUCCCAGGGGAACCCUUCUCCCUCAUGUGUGCUGCCAAAGGCGCCCCUCCCCCCACCAUCACCUGGACUCUGGAUGAUGAGGCUGUGGCCAGGGACCCAUCUCGGGUGAGGGCCAGCCAGUACACGCUGUCGGACGGCUCCACCGUGUCCCACGUCAACGUUAGCAGCCCGGAGAUCCGCGACGGAGGGGUGUAUCGCUGCGCCGCACGCAACUCGGCCGGUAGCGCCGAGUACCAAGCGCGCAUAAACGUAAGAGGUUCUCCAAGGAUCAGGGAUAUGCGUAACAUCACAGCGGUGGCUGGGAGGAACACCUUUAUAAACUGCCGUGUGAUUGGCUAUCCCUACUACUCAAUCAAGUGGUACAAGGAGGGGCUUCUGCUGCCCGACAACCAUCGUCAGGUGGUGUAUGAGAAUGGUACUCUGAAGCUAAGUGACGUCCAGAAGGUGUUGGACGAGGGGGCGUACCUCUGCAGCGUGCUCAUCCAACCACAGAUCUUCAUCAGUCAGACCGUCUACGUCCAAGUCAAAGUGCCCCCUCUGAUCCAACCCUUUGACUUCCCCCCCACCUCCAUUGGGAAGCUCAUGUACAUCGCCUGCGUGGUGUCGUCUGGCGACAUGCCCAUCCACAUCACCUGGCGUAAGGACGGCCAGGAGGUCGCGCCCUCGUCCGGCGUCAACAUCGAGACCAAGGAGUACAUGAGCUCGCUGCAGAUCGGCAAGGUGUCGCUCAAGCACAACGGCAACUACACCUGCAUCGCUAGCAACGACGCCGCCACCGUCAGCUCUGAGAGGCAGCUCACUGUCACAGUGCCUCCUCAGUUUGUGGUCCAGCCCAAUAACCAGGAUGGGAUCUACGGCAAGGCGGGGGUCCUCAACUGCUCCGUGGACGGAUACCCUCCUCCCAAAGUCAUGUGGAAGCACGCCAAAGGUACAGGGAACCCCCAACAGUACCACCCAGUGCCUCUGACCGGUCGGAUCCAGAUCAUGGGGAACGGCUCCCUGCUGAUUCGUCACGUCCUGGAGGAGGACCGGGGCUACUACCUGUGCCAGGCCUCCAACGGGGUGGGCUCCGACAUCAGCAAGAGCAUGAUCCUGACCGUCAAGAUCCCAGCAAUGAUCACGUCGCACCCCAACACCACCAUGGCCAUUAAGGGGCAGAUUAAGGAGCUGAACUGCACGGCGAGGGGGGAAUGGCCUAUCAUCAUCCGUUGGGAGCGCGGUGACACGGUCAUCGACCCCGACCGUAACCCUCGCUACGCCAUCACCACCAGCCCCAACGAGAAGAGUGACGAAGUAUUGUCUACGCUGAAGCUGAAGCCAGCAGAACGUGGUGACUCGGUCUUCUUCUCCUGCCAUGCCAUCAACUCCUAUGGAGAGGGACGGGGACUCAUCCAGCUCACUGUGCAAGAGCCCCCAGACCCUCCAGAGUUGGAGGUGAGGGAGGUGAAGGAUCGGAGUAUGAACCUGCGCUGGACCCAGAGAUUUGACGGCAACAGCAUCAUCACCAGCUACGACAUUGAGUACAAGAACAAGACCGAUCCAUGGGAGUUGAAGCAUGCCACUCGUAAGAUCUCUCCCACCAAUAACCAGGCCAACAUCGUGGAUUUACACCCUGCCCAAGUCUACAGCAUCCGCAUGUUCUCCUACAACAAGAUUGGACACAGUCAAGCCAGCAAGGAGCUCACCAUCAGCACCGAGGAAGCGCAGCCCGAUGGUCCACCUAUGGAGGUUUUCCUCCAGCCUAUGACCUCGCAGAGCAUCCGCGUCACCUGGAAGGCCCCUAGGAAGGAGCUUCAGAACGGGGUGAUCCGGGGUUACCAGAUUGGUUACCGUGAGAACGGGCCGGGCAGUAACGGCCAGUACAGUAUCGUUGAGAUGAAGGCUACAGGGGACAGUGAGGUGUACACCCUGGACAACCUGAAGAAGUUUGCCCAAUAUGGAGUGGUGGUCCAGGCCUUCAACAGGGCCGGCACAGGCCCCUCCAGCUCUGAGAUCAACGCUACCACACUGGAAGAUGUGCCCAGCCAGCCGCCCCAGACCGUGCGGGCCAUCUCGGUGACAUCCGACGAGGCAGUGAUCACCUGGGCAGAGCCCCCGCGUCUGACACUGCACGGCGUGCUGAAGGGUUACCGUGUGGUCUUCUGGUCCCUCUUCCCCGACGGAGAGUGGGGAGAGAUGCAGAACAUCACGACAACCCGUGAGCAGGUGGAGCUGAGAGGGCUGGAGAAGUUCACUAACUACAGUGUGCAGGUGCUGGCCUACACCCAGGCUGGGGACGGGGUCAGGAGCAAUGUGCUGUACAUCCAGACCCGCGAGGACCACCCUGGCCCCCCAGCUGGCAUCAAAGCUGUGCCCUCAUCCACCAGCAGUGUGGUGGUUUCCUGGCUACCCCCGCACAAGCCCAAUGGAAUCAUCCGCAAGUACACCAUCUACUGCUCCAGCCCCGGAUCAGGCCAACCAGCCCCCAGUGAGUACGAGGCCAACCCCGAGCUGCUGUACUACCGGGUCACCCACCUGAACCGCGGACAGCAGUACCUCAUCUGGGCCGCCGCCGUCACCACCGCCGGACGGGGAAACAUCAGCGACAAGGUCACUGUGGAGCCUGCUGGGAAGGCACCAGCUAAGAUCCUAUCGUUCGGAGGUACAGUGACCACUCCCUGGAUGAAGGAGGUGAGGCUACCCUGCAGCUCAGUGGGCGAACCCAACCCCACCAUCAAAUGGACUAAAGACAGUGAGGACACGGCCAUCCCAGUGACUCUGGACGGUCAGAGGCUCAUCAUGGCCAAUGGCACGCUGGUCCUGCGCUCGGUGAAGGCUGAGGAUUCUGGGUACUACACGUGCACGGCCACCAACACGCUGGGCUUUGACACCAUCAUAGUCAACCUGCUGGUGCAAGUUCCUCCGGACCAGCCCCGUCUGACUGUCUCCACCACCUCCCCCACCUCUAUCACCCUGGCCUGGAUCCCCGGGGACAACGGAGGAUCCUCCAUCAGAGGUUUCGUGCUGCAGUACUCGGUGGACAACAUGGAGGGGUGGAGGGAUGUGUUCAUCAGUUCCAGUGAGAGGUCCUUCAAGCUGGACAACCUGCGCUGUGGCACCUGGUACAAGGUCAAACUGGCCGCCAAGAACAGCGUGGGAGCGGGACGCAUCAGUGAAAUCAUCGAGGCUAAGACCCACGGACGAGAGCCCCAGUUCAAUAAAGAACAGCCGGUGUUCACCCACGUCAACUCUACCCACGCCCGGCUCAACCUGCAGGGCUGGGCGAGCGGUGGCUGCCCCAUCACGGCCGUGCUGCUGGAGUUCAGACCUAAGGGGAACUGGGCGUGGCAGAACGUGCGCACCAACGCCACGGCCGACGUGUUCCUGGCUGAGCUCCGCGAGGCCACCUGGUACGAGCUGAAGAUGAAGGCGUGUAACAGCGCCGGCUGCGGGAACCAGAGCUCUCAGUUCGCCACGCUGGUCUACGACGGCAGUACCAUCCCUCCCAUCAAGUCAGCGCGGCCGGAGGGCGACGACGUUAAGAAGCUCUUCUCCAUCGGCUGCCCCGUCAUCCUGGUCACUCUGGUCCUCGCCCUGCUCUUCAUCAUCCGCAAGAAACGCAAAGAGAAGAGACUGAAGAGACUGAGAGAUGCCAAAAGCCUGGCUGAGAUGUUGAUCAGCAGUAAGAAUAACCGGAGCUUUGACACCCCUGUGAAAGGGCCCCCCCAGGGCCCCCGACUCCACAUCGAUAUCCCCAGAGUCCAGCUGCUCAUCGAGGACAAGGAAGGCAUCAAACAGAUCGGUGAAGACAAAGCCACCAUCCCAGUGACGGACACAGAGUUCAGCCAGAAUGUGAAUCCACAGAGCUUCUGUACGGGCGUGUCUGUGCAUCACCCCGCCCUCAUCCAGAACACCGGCCCUCUGAUUGACAUGUCCGAUAUCAGACCAGGGACCAACCCGGUGUCGAGGAAGAGCGUGAAGUCGGCCCACAGUACGAGGAACCGCUACUCCAGCCAGUGGACCUUGACCAAGUGCCAGUCGUCUACGCCCGCCCGUACCCUCACCUCCGACUGGCGCACCGUGGGCUCCCAGCAUGGCAUCACCGUCACCGAGAGCGACAGCUACAGCGCCAGCCUCUCACAGGACACGGAUAAGGGGCGUAACAGCAUGGUGUCCACAGAGAGCGCGUCCUCCACCUACGAGGAGCUGGCGCGGGCCUACGAACACGCCAAGCUUGAGGAGCACCUGCAACACGCCAAGUUUGAGAUCACCGAGUGCUUCAUCUCCGACAGUUCCUCAGACCAGAUGACCACGGGCACCAACGACAACGGCGACAGCAUGACCUCCAUGAGCACGCCAUCCGAGACGGGCCUGUGUCGCUUCACCGCCUCGCCACCCAAACCCCAGGAAUACGACCGCGGAAGACCUACCAACGUAGCCGUGCCAAUCCCCCACCGCGCCAACAAGAGCGAGUGGACUGGCAAAAGUGACUACUGUAACCUUCCCCUCUACAUGAAGACAGACCCUUUCUUCCGGAAGCAGUCAGAGCUGCAUGACCCGUGCCCGGUGGUGCCGCCCCGCGAGGCCCCUAUCCGCAGCCUGGCCCAGCGGGCGUAUCACACCCAGGGCCGCCACAUGACUCUGGACUCCUCCAAGCAGCAGCAGGCUCUGACUGUGGGCCACGCAGGCCUGGCCGGCCUCAGCGCCUCAGGGGGAGCGUCAGGGGGUGGUGGUGGUGUAGGAGGGGCGACUGGAGGGCCGUCUGAUGGUUCCAGCACCACCUCCCUGUCUCAGAGGACUCUCACCAUGCCCGGUUCCUCCUCUUCCUCUGCCCAGAGCGCUGCUGCUGCCGCUACCGCCUCGGCCAGCGGGGGAGCCACGGGGGGAGACUCCAGAGACCCUCUGCUGGAGAGCAGCUCGUCAGGCCUGGGCAGACUAGAGAGACAGAAGCAGGCGGCUGGCGGGGCCUACUCGAAAUCAUAUACACUGGUGUAGCUGGAGCCACUGGUGGAGAUGUUGGAGCCUUGGGAAGGGUUAGGGGCCACACAGACACACGUACACACACCUGGCGCCUGCACUGUCAGGCCAGAGGGGCCGCUCGGCAGGGGCCAGAUUAAGGUUUUUAUAGCACAGGAGUUUGUCUUCUUUCUGCCAGUUUGUGUUUUCUCUGUCUAUCCUUUUCUCUCUCUCUGUUUCUCUCUCUCUGUUUCUCUCUCUCUCUCGUUCUCUUGCUCUCUAUAUUUUUUUAUUUGACCUUCCCUGGAAAUAACUUGCCAAACGCAACAUAAUUGUAAUAUUUCUUUCUUCAAACUUUUUUUUCCUUCUCUCUCUCUCUCUCUCUCUCUCUCUCUCUCUCUCUCUCUCUCAUAUUACUGUUAAGACACCUCAGAACUUCUGCACAAACUACAUUCCAUGUGCACUUUCUUUUCUUGAAUUCAGAACGGUAAACGAAAAGAACCAAUAUAUUUAGAGUUUCACAUGAACCUGUCUAGAUGUUUUUAGGCUGUUUUACGUGUUCCUUUCUCAUGUCUCUGAACAGAGAGUUCAGAGUUCAUACGAGCAGCGCAUUGCCACGGAAAGUGCUUCUGCAUAAACCAGCAACCUUGUUGUCUGUCUCUGGUCCUCCAAAGCCAUCCUGGUAGGGACUCACACAAACAGGCAACAGACUGUGUUUUCAACGACGAUGUUGGAGGAGUCUCGGGGGAUCCCCCCCCCCACGCAAUUCAUGACACGGUAUAGAGUGUUGAUGACUCUUUUAUAGGACACCAGGAAACAGAGAGAGGGGGGAAAAACUGGAAUCGUCUUCACACGAAAGAUGAAUCUGAACAGUUUUAUUUCAUUUUAUUUGUUUUUUUUUCUCUUCCUCUUUUGGAAUAUAUAUAUAUACUCAUGUGCAUUAAGAGGGUAGAAGGGGUUCAUCGAACCUUCACGAGCCUGCGUGUGUGCGUGUAUAUGUGUAGAUAUGUAUACAUGUGGCUGGCACACACCUGCAGUGGACCUUUCUAAUCAAUCUGUAUGCUGACUCCUUGGCGGAGGCGCGAGUUUAAAAAAAAAAACGUCCAUCUGCUACCGACAGUGUUUUGGGGACGAUGAGGUCACGCUUUACGACGUCACAUGUCGGUCUCUCCCUUCUGGACUUUGGUUGGCCCGGUGUGUUUGACACCGGCAGCAUCGCCUUGGAGACGAUGAGUUGAUUUUGCCGUGCAUUAGAGGUGCCACCUCUCCUCUUGGUCCUCUCUCUCUCGUUCUCUCCGUCCCUCUGAGGCAGGGAGAAGACCCUUUAUUCUGUCGUUAACUUGCGCUUGGUGCCAGACACCCCCAUUCCUUCAUACUACCCCUCGGUCGACCCAAACCCCUGUAACCCUUCCCCACCACCCCACCACCCCACACCCCCGCCCUCCAUACCCCACCCCACCCCAUACAGUCUCACUGUGACCUUCUAGCACACUCUGCUAGGCAGACGGACAUUUAUGACAAUAGUUGGGACUGACUGACCAAUGGACUGCAGGACGACAGAAGGACUGACUGGUAAAAGAUGAAACGGACCACAAGAUGGAUGGAUGAACACGUUUCUGAUUGAAACAGAGGUGAAUAUACAAACAUGAUAAUGCAGCGAGGAGCAUUGAUUUGCAGGGAGAGAUGGAAAGAUGAGGCCGACCAAAGAGUCGUAAGUGUUUAGGGAAGGAUGAAAGAGAUGGCAGGUGAACAUGAGUUGUUCUUAUGAAAUAAAGUGGUCUCAAGAAUAAAUAUGUUGUCUAUAAGCCCCCCCCUCCAUCCCACUAAAAUGUAUUUCAACUUAUUGUCGGGUUCUGUUGACGUUUCUCUAUAUAUUUACAUUAUUCAUUAUAAACCCAAAGCUUAGCCCCAUGACAAAGAAACGUCCCAAAAAAAAAAAAAAAUUGCUCACAAUAUUUGCAAUGGAACAUUUCAAAUCAGGGCUCUCACAAUAUAUAUAUAUAAAAAAAUAUAUAUACAAUAUUUGUUGUCAAAGAUAUGUACAUAUAUAUUUAUAUCUAAAUAUAAAGCAAAUAUAUAACUAUUGAAUGAAGCAGAGAGAUAUGAAGUCAUCGUAAUUAAAAAAAGAUAUAGGAAAAUAUAAAAAGUGAGACAAUCGCUCAGUUGGAAGAAGCCGUCGGUUAGGAGGAAGAGGAGAAAGUAGGCUGAAGAAGGAGGAAUGGCUAGCACAACCAAGAAAGCUAUAGAUGGACGAAAUGGAGAGCGGGCUACUGUAUCUGAGGCCGAGUUUGGGAAUGUGAACAUUGAUGUGAACAGGAGCACAACCACACCGAACAUGCCAUUCAGGAUGCAAAGUGUCUAAGUAGUUAAUGAUGGGUAGGACCUUAAGCCAGUGAGGUCCGUUGCAAACUAAUGCUGUCGAUUUAGCGUUUUGUAAUGGUCAGAAUGGCUUGUGGUCUGUGAACCCAAUGGCAGCCAGUGUGGUUACUGUGUCUAAUAACAUCAGACCUGUGGUUGAUUUGGUUUGGAGUUGCCCCUGUGGUCCACUGUGGUGGAGAAUAGACACUGCUGUAGUUUUGUGAUCGGAAUGUUUUUUUGUGAUCGGUGAGGUAAAGUGUGUUCAUUGCCCUCAGCACAACCCUCUUUUUAAUUGUACUUGUGGAAAGGGUGAGGGACAUCACUGACAUGAGAAAGGAAGAUUUCAGGGAACCCCUAAUCGUUUAUAAGUACUUGUACUGGAUAGUUAGUGCGUAGCAGCUUCAGCACUGAGUCACUUAGCUGAGGCAACAUCCACUGUUGAUUUCAGCUCAGAGCCCAACCCUGGCACGCCUAACCCUGGCACAUGGGGAUUCAGGUAACUGUGGUGGGCAAUGCCAAGGCACCAACCCACCUUCUUAUUGUCUACGUCCCCAAAUCUAAGGCCAACUUAGAAGCAUGGCCCUACUUCAGGUGUUACGAGAGUACAAAGGGUGGAACCAAAUGUAACCUGUUGUAUUGCACCUUCCGAAGGUGUGUUCGUGUUGACACCCCCCAUGACGUCUCAUGACUGAACUUAGUGAAGACGGCACAUAGUGACCUCUGUGUUUUGCCGUUGUCAUUAUGUCCCUGCACAGUAUUCCUAUUCAGGACAUACAUAUAACUGUUAUAACUGCUCAUAACUGAGAACAUUCACGCUCCCUGCCUGUUGCAGACAGGAACAGGACAGGGAGCAUUUGCAGAGAGAAGACUCUUUCCUUUCCGUUGAUAUUAUUAUGGUACUGUUUAUUUUUGCUUUGGCUUCCUUGGUUAUGCAAUGAUCUUGAAACGGUUCGAGACACACAGUGGUGCCACGUGAAGUGGCAGGCCUGUCUAGCCAAUUGAAAUCAGGGACUCCCUAUCUCCAACCAAUCACAGGAAAAACUGUGUGUAUAUUGGGCGGGGUCAGGAAUCAAACUCUCCCCAAUCUACCCUAACUUUUGCCCCACCUAUUUGACUAAUCAGACCGACAUUUACACCUGGUAAUAACAUGUGUCCUGUGAUCAGAUUUGUCUCAAAAUGUCUACUCCAGCCCAAUUUGAUCGGGUAUGACUGGACGUGACCAAAGAUCCAUUCCCAGGACACAUGUUGAUACCAGGACUAAAGGGGGUCUCAGAAUCCCCCCCCCCUGCACCUCCUGCCACAACAGCAUCGCUACCCCACUAUUAAAGACUCUUGUACAUAGCAAAGUGUUUUGUAUAAAUACGUACUAUUUUCAACAUCUCCAGAUGAAACCAGGGCACAAUGUAAACUUUGAUUUAAAGUUAUAACUUGAAACAGGAGAGGGUUAAAGAAAACAACUAUAGAAUUAUAGCCCCACUGCUUACAAUUAGAGUUUUGAAUGAGGCAACAAACAGGACAAUAGAGUGGACCACAUACGGCUUUCACUAUCGGUUCCUUUUUUUUCCAAGAGGUUUUGUUGAGUUCAUUUUUGGGGGCCAUUGAUUGCUUUGUAUUGAUUUUCUUUCUUGUAGUAUUUUUUCUUUUGUAUUUCUUUUGAGGAGAAACGGCAUUGCAUGCUCUGAAUAUUUUGCUGGUUAUAAAAAGGACAAUGGAGAAACAAACAGGAGAAAGGGGUGAGGGGGGGGGGAGCAUUCCUAAACUUUUAUGGAAAAGUUGCUUCAAUUUGCAAUUGCUUGUUUAACUCUACCGUUUUUUUUUCUAUGAAAACAAACAAAACCAGAAAAAGAGUACUCCAACACCUUGUGCAAUAAAGCUAUCUUUCUAUGA